Anopheles nili is the source of this 642-nucleotide messenger RNA. RefSeq lists its product as uncharacterized. The transcript is spliced from 4 exons. NCBI's taxonomy places the organism in Eukaryota, Metazoa, Arthropoda, Insecta, Diptera, Culicidae. The record is from RefSeq and is a predicted model, not a curated record. The coding region runs from base 1 to 642 and encodes 213 amino acids.
AUGCUCGAAUCGAUGAUCAUGAACCGCAUCUUCCGCCACUUCAUGAAGUUCCACGGGUACUUCAUCUCGUUCUGCGCGAUCUUCUUCACCUCCACGAUCAUCGUGAGCUCGUUCAUAGGCCGCGACUUCAUUGACGAGCCUAUCUUCGUGGAAGAAGAGUUCGAGCCGGUGCAGAAGUUUCCCGUGUUCAUUCAGCUCGAAUCCAUCCUGUGGAUGACGGCCGCCGUGUUGCUGGUAGCUGGGCUGUACAAGGAGAGCAAAUACUACAUUAUUCCCUUCCUAGCGCUCUUCGUCGCCGAUGGUGUGCUGGUGAUCGUACAGGAUACGAUCAAUCUCUGUACCGGCCGAUUAUCCGAGCUGGCUACGAUCGAGACACGUCAGCUGGUCGUCAUGAUCCUGGCGAACUUAUACGUCGUGGUCAGCCUGGUCGUGCUGUACAGAAUGUUUAGCAAGGAGCCGUUACCCACGACACACAACAAUUUCGUUCGGUUCGACAACGAGCAGGACGUGGAAGCAGCCGUCAGCGGAUCGAUCAUCGGAGUCCCAUCGGCACCACCGUCUCCAAUCAUUUCCAACGGGGCCACGUUAACUUCGAACGGAAUCGCAAGCCCUACCGGUGUGGGCACACAACAUGCAACCUAG